AUGACACCGAUUGAUCCUGUUCUUUACGUAUGGCACGACUGCUUGGAUGAGAAGAAUCCAUGCCUUCGCAAGAUGAAAUUUGUAAUUCCGAAAAAGUUCAUUCACAAUGGCAAUCCGAAGCCGGAACAGUGGGUCGAUCUUGGAACAUUGAACCUCGAAGGCUCAUUCGAUAGCGAAGGACGUGAAUGCCUCCAUUAA
Cooperia oncophora is the source of this 198-nucleotide messenger RNA. Lineage: Eukaryota; Metazoa; Nematoda; Chromadorea; Rhabditida; Trichostrongylidae. The record is from the annotation of a GenBank genome assembly.